Messenger RNA from Cannabis sativa, 1200 nucleotides. Its product is annotated as protein FAR1-RELATED SEQUENCE 5-like. The transcript has a single exon. The record is from RefSeq and is a predicted model, not a curated record. Gene Ontology annotation, biological process: regulation of DNA-templated transcription. Lineage: Eukaryota; Viridiplantae; Streptophyta; Magnoliopsida; Rosales; Cannabaceae. Bases 1 to 1200 code for a protein of 399 amino acids. Gene Ontology annotation, molecular function: zinc ion binding; nucleic acid binding.
AUGUACAACUACUACGAGGAGGAGGAUUUUGAAGCAAGAUGGUUAGACGUCGUCGAAACCCAACAACUAACACAUAAUGAAUGGUGCCAAACAACAUUCGACACAAGAAAACAGUGGGCAGAAACUUAUUUAAAGGGUUCAUUCGUUGCAGGAAUGAGAACCACACAACGUUGCGAAUCGAUCAACUCAGCCCUAAAAAAAAUUUUAGAGAAGAAUUAUUGCUUGCGUGAAUUUGUAACAACCAUAGAUAUGACAGUCUCAAAGCUCAGACACAACGAGACUGCAAAUGACUUCAAAAGCAGAUGCACUCGACCUCACCCACCUAAUCCUACAUGCUUGACCACGUACUACAACCAAUGUGCUGAAUUCUACACAAGAACUAUGUACCACAAGGUUGCAGAGCAGCUUGAUUUAGAGAAUAAUUAUUUUGUCAUAAGUCAGGAGCAAGAAGGAGAGUGGCAGAUAUACACCAUUGGAAAGUUUCAGCAUCCGGAACUCCGAUGCCGAGUUCAUUACUGUGAAGGCCAACGAGCACUACACUGUAGCUGCAUGCUAUAUGAAAGUCAGGGGUACCCUUGUAGACAUUUAUGGGCUACAAUGAAAAGAUUAAACAUCAGAAGAAUACCUAAUACUCUUCUCAUGAAGCGAUGGAGCAAAUCCGCGAAGACAAAUCUCCACCUACAUUUUAACCCCCCGGCACAAGAACAACAACACAUUUAUGAGAUGGCUAGGUUUGGAUCUCUCAGCUCAUUAACUUAUAACUUCACUUUCUAUGCAGCAAAAACAGAGGAUUCGUACACGCGUGCAAAGGAAGAGAUUGAACGGCUAACUCUAAUGUUCAAGGAAGAAUUUGAGAUGAGUUCCAAUCCAGAAGGACAGACGCCACAACCUGGAAGAUAUCGUAACAACCCCAACAUUAUUAAAGACCCUGAAGUUGUGAGAACAAAGGGUACGGGAAAUCCAAGGGAAGGACCAAACGGGGAGCAGAUCCCAAGAAACUCAAGACAUUGUCGCAUUUGUCGCUCAUCAGGCCAUGAUUAUCGGCGGUGCCCAAACCGUCAACAGAAUACUGGAUCUCAGGGGCAACAGUCAGCACACAAUCAACCAACAACUGACUCAUUCAAUGAACACUCCAACGCGUAUUUCCCUGAACCGCCUUCCUCCACACAAGAAUCAUACUAUGGUCAUUCAUAUAUAUAA